GUCGUUAACAGAGCUCAAAUAUUCGUUCACAUGUGGGGCUCUGUUCGUUUUUAUGUAGGCCAUCCUCCUCGGGCCCUUAUUUUGCGUGUAUUACGUCUGACGUCAGCGCGUCAGCUGGCCGAAUGUUUACAUCCAGCAGCGGUGUGUUUGUGACCGGAUCCCUCCAACAACAAAAGGCUGGACACAAGGAAACCCGCUAAGGCAGAGAAUAUCAGUCGGUAUUCCCUCGAGUCACGAUGGGUGGAGCUGUGAGUGCCGGUGAGGACAAUGACGACUUGAUUGACAACCUGAAGGAGGCUUACUACAUCCGCUCAGACCUGGUGGAGCGGGCUUUUCGAGCUAUCGACCGGGCUGACUAUUACCUGGAUGAAUACCGGGAUAACGCUUACAAGGACUUGGCAUGGCGGCAUGGAAACAUCCACCUGUCUGCUCCGUGUAUCUACUCUGAGGUGAUGGAGGCUUUGGAUCUCCACCCUGGCCUCUCCUUCCUCAACCUUGGCAGUGGGACCGGCUAUCUCAGCACCAUGGUCGGCCUCAUAUUGGGACCAUUCGGAGUGAAUCAUGGAAUAGAGUUACAUGCAGAUGUGAUUGAGUAUGCCUACCAGAAGCUCGACUGCUUCAUCAAAACCAGCGACAGCUUUGACAAAUUUGAGUUCUGUGAGCCGUCCUUUGUUGUGGGUAACUGCCUGGAGAUUCCUCCAGAGAGCCGUCAGUAUGACAGGGUGUACUGCGGGGCCGGGGUGCAGAAGGAGCACGAGGAUUACAUGAAGAACCUGCUCAAAGUGGGGGGCAUCCUGGUGAUGCCUCUGGAGGAAAAGUUGACCAAGAUCACCCGUACAGGGCCGAACAGCUGGGAGACCAAAAAGAUCAUCUCCGUGUCCUUCGCUCCUCUGGUGCUGCCUAAACACAGCACAAAUGGCAAACCCAAGACUGUCCCACUACCCAAGUACGAGGUACGGACGUUACAGGAGCUGGCUCGUAUCUGCAUCCGCCACACCCUCAGAGUGACCACAGAUGGAGGAGACAGCCAAUCGCGUGGCCGAGGUUCCUCGUUCAGCGUGGGCAGGGGUCUGGCAGUGGCCGGGCUCCAUAAGUACGGCCCUCGCUUCAAACGCCGACGCGUCCACCGGCGCCACUGCAACGCCCUGGUCCUGGCCACCCGUCAGGUGGUGGCCAGCAGUGGUAUCGGCCCCGCUCCUCUGGACAGCAAUAACAACCAGGGAGGAAGAGCGGAGGAUGAGGAGGAGGCAGGAGAGCGGGAGGCGAGGCGGCAGAUGAGAGGGAGCAGGAGGGCGGGGAGAGGAGCAGGAGGGGUGGUGGAAGAGGAGGAGACGGUGGAGGAAGAGGACGAAGAGGAGGAGCAGGAGGAGGAGGAGGAGGAGAAGGAGACCGGGGAGCUGCUCCGACCCCAGCCGGCCGUGAACGUCCUCAGAGAGCGGAUACUGGGCCUGCCGCUGCCCGAGCCUCUGAAGAUGUACCUGCUGUACUACAGAGAGAAAUGAGCCCGCCGAAGCCACAGCCAGGUCCUGAGUCAGAGCCCAGAGCUGAAAGCAACAACCGCAGCAGAGGCUGAAGCCUCUGUUACAACCCCACCACCACCUGUACAAGGCAGGACAACAUGCCACCUACCUUACUGACCCCCAGCUCCACCAUCAGUCUCUUUCUCUCUCUCACCUGUUCUCAUCCUCUCCAUCAUCCAUUCUCUUUCCCACUCCCUCCUUUUGCCCUGCCUCCCACUGUUGUUUACUCGAUUCAUUUCCUGACACUGUAAAGAGUCAGUUCAAAUUGUCCAGUGGAGGAGGGAGGGCGGGGGGCUAUGCUACUUUGGGAAUACAAACAAUUCACGCUAAUGUUUCGGACAACCAGACAGUCACAGAUGUAAACUUUGUGUCACCUUUUUGAGGUGCAAAGAAAUACAAAUUUUGGUACAUAACACAUACACAGUUUAUCAAUUUGCACUACAGCUCUGUGUAACUAACGCCAGUCGAGCAUUGCAUAACAACAGCUUAACAGUCCACAGCUGCCUGAGUAUCCACGGCUUGUAAAAGGCAACGUAGUGGUGCUGAGAAACAGAACCAUCGUUAAGUCUACAGUGGCAGACUAGACAGAGUUCAACAGAGUUCAGACACUGUAGCAACAAGCAGAGAGCCGGAAGACACAGGGCUUCCCAGCUCUUUUCUACUCGCUAAUUGCAUUGAUUGUAUACGUCGUGUGAAAGCUGGUUUGUCCACAUAAGGUGGUGUGUAUUAUCAUCUAAUGGGGAUGGUGGAGUUUUACAAAGGAAGACAUAGAGUUGGCCCAAAGCUCAACUUUGUGAGUGAAGAAAAUGUGCAUUCAAAGAUUCAAUGAUGUGAGAGUUCUAUUUUCUCUUUCACUAUAUAUUAUUAUACAUAUUUAAUGAUACUGUAGCUACAGCUAGUGCCCAAGAAGGUGUGGCGGUUGUAAUUAUUUCCACUGAUUUCCAAAUAAAAGGGGAGCUUUGUCUUGAGCCCUCAGUCCAUUAGAUAAUUUUACUUAAAUUAUCUGCUUUUCCAAGGCCAAGGGUUGAUCAUCGUUUCAAGCAUUUAUAGUAGAUUAGUUGAUUUAAUGGAAGGCUGAAUUUUCGCUUUUUCUAUGCAUAUGUUUCAUUGUAUCUAUCUUUGUCUCCUGACGUUGUCAUAUGGAGAUGAAACUGACCUAAAUCCUUACAUGUGUAUCCAAAGGGCAGUCUCACUGUUUUUCUCUACAUCCCAUUAUUCUCUUAACCACAAGAGAAUGACCAUAAAAGAUCACAUACUUACUAAUAUUCCAAUUUAUAUAAAUAAACCAGCAUGAUAAAAACACAUAACUAAUGUUUUUGAUGAUUGACAGUGUGCAGGUUUUCUCUCACCUUGCUCUCAUCUGGGGUUUUUUUUUUCUUCUUUUUUUUGGUUCUUGUAAUAUUUAAAUUUUUGAAUUUUAUGAGACUUGAAGUGGUGUUUGCAUAUGGAAUCGUAUGUUUUGUUUUGUGAAUCAUAAAAAACAUAAAGAUACUUUGAUAAGUAGAAGAAGUAUCUUUGUCACAUUUUUCUGAUGUAGUUACUAGUUAGAUGGGGCAUUAUUCCUUUGUACUUUUUGCUUUUGUACCAAACUUUCUGCUCCCUUCUGUGCCAAACUUAAGUUGCAUGGACUCAAUUCUCAAGAGGAAACAGCAGAUCAACAGCAAGUCACUCAUCUGAAGACAAAAGCUGACAAUUUAUUGAUGUUUUUUCAUUUCAGAAACUGCUCCACUACCACUGAAAUGACCCUUGUGGUCGUUUAUGUAUUAGUUUUUAUCAUGUUAAGUUUUAGAUUUCUCCCAGUUUGUAUCUGAAUGUCUGUGAUGAGUAGCAAAGUGAGCUUUGCACAUAUGUAGAAGAACCCUGCAUCACUAAAUACAUUUAAUUAUACAUCAAUUAUGGAUGUGAUCACAGUAAUAGGAGGGAUUUGAAUGUGUGCAGCUUAUACAGGUAAUGGGAGGAUCGUGUCCAAAAAGCAGGUCCUUAUCAGGCCAGGAGACUCGCAUCCCUUCUGAUUCCUGCUGAGUGUAACGUCAUGCUUCAUGCCAUUCGUCCAUUUCUACUGCUGCUGGAUCUGCCUUUGAGUACUGUAUGUACACCAUUCCUUUAUUCAACAUGAGUACAUUUGUAUUUGGUUGUUGUGCCGUUGUGAUUUUCUGCUGAAUGUAUAUGAUCAUGAUGAGGUUGUUUUCUGCACUUAACAUUAAGUUUUGGUGAGAAUGACUUGCUUGUUGUUUUUUGAGCUGUAUUAUUGACUGCUGUUAAUAAAGUCCAUUAUACAAAAGAAA
Siniperca chuatsi (mandarin fish) is the source of this 3805-nucleotide messenger RNA. RefSeq names its product protein-L-isoaspartate O-methyltransferase domain-containing protein 2. The coding region runs from base 237 to 1502 and encodes 421 amino acids. Gene Ontology annotation, biological process: protein modification process. The transcript has 7 exons. NCBI's taxonomy places the organism in Eukaryota, Metazoa, Chordata, Actinopteri, Centrarchiformes, Sinipercidae. The record is from RefSeq and is a predicted model, not a curated record. Gene Ontology annotation, molecular function: protein-L-isoaspartate (D-aspartate) O-methyltransferase activity. Gene Ontology annotation, cellular component: cytoplasm.